This is a messenger RNA of Fusarium vanettenii 77-13-4, 924 nucleotides long. RefSeq lists its product as uncharacterized. Gene Ontology annotation, molecular function: FFAT motif binding. Gene Ontology annotation, cellular component: plasma membrane; endoplasmic reticulum membrane. The record is from RefSeq and is a predicted model, not a curated record. Gene Ontology annotation, biological process: endoplasmic reticulum membrane organization. NCBI's taxonomy places the organism in Eukaryota, Fungi, Ascomycota, Sordariomycetes, Hypocreales, Nectriaceae. The transcript is spliced from 6 exons. The coding region runs from base 1 to 924 and encodes 307 amino acids.
AUGUCGGUCGAUAUCGAGCCGUUCGAGCUUUCCUUUAGACGUCCUUUCACGUCCGAGGUUGCGCAGACCCUCACCAUCAAGAACCCGAGCUCGACUCCCGUCGCUUUCAAGGUCAAGACUACCGCCCCCAAGCAAUACUGUGUCCGACCAAAUGCAGGCCGCAUCGAGGCCGGCCAGAGCUUCGAUGUUGCCGUUCUGCUCCAGGCUAUGAAGCAGGACCCUCCCCCGGAUGCUCGAUGCCGUGACAAGUUCCUCGUUCAGUCCGCUCCCAUUACAGCCGAAAAGGAGUUUGCUAGUAUUGCCAACGUGCUGGAAACAACGGAGAAGAGUCUGCUCGUGGAGCGCAAGAUCCGGGUCAACUGGCUGGCGGCGAACCCCGAGCUUGACGAGUCUGCCAACCGCCCGGUAGCUACGCCUAACAAGCAGGCCAUUGCUAACGGCGUAGGUCAUGACAAUUCCGAUAUGUGGGAUUUGGCGACUGACAACGCAUCCAAUCAGGCCACCGAUACCCCCGACAUCUCACGCACAUAUUCUUCCCCUGUUGCUAAGGAGGAGUCUCCCUCGGCCGCGGCUCCACCCCCCUACCAAUCCGAACAUAUCCCUGAGGAAGACGAGAAGCCCCAGCCCGCGGAGGACCCCGAGCCAAAGAGCACAGUCGCCCAGGCUACAGCGGCCGUCAAGGAGGCCGCGGAGGUGUCUUAUGAGGAGCUCAAGGCCAAACUCGCCCAGGCAGAGGCUCAGAUCGUGUCACUUAGGGAGACUGGCCUCCGACAGCGCAACGUCAAGCCGGCCUCGAGCGAAGACGAGAAGCGCCCCCUGCUCCAGACUGCCCAAGCAGUCCAGCAGACGGUUGAAGGCGUGCCAGUGCAGAUGGCGGCAAUCCUCUGCCUGAUCAGCUUCCUGCUCGCCUACUUCUUCUUUUAG